GGUGUGCCGUAAAGAUGCAUGAACUAGUUUUUCAACAAGCCAGCUUGGACACACCAUGGCCGGCUGUGGCAGCACGAUGCCUGCUGUGUUAAUUUACCCUUAGGCUCGUGGACAGGAGAGAUGCAGAGAGAUGCGUGCGGGCAGGGGCAUGCGGUGCUGGAGACAGACAGGAGGGAGCUGGCUCCUGCAUGAACCGUGGCUUAAAGGGAGCAAGCGAGGGGCCAAGGCUGGCUGUGGUUCCCCGUGCACCUCCCCGACCACCCUCGGCAUCCUCCUGCUUUUAGUGCUGCUGGCCCUUACCCGGCAGCAGAGGCAAUGGGCUGGAGAGCAGGAGGCGUUGUAUGUGGAUGGAGCAUGCAAGCCUCACACAAAAGAGUUGACGGGGGAUUCCAUAGGUGGCUCAUUUCCAGCUUCCUCCCACCGAUGCCACCACAAGCAGAAGCACUGCCUUCCCAUCCCGCAGUGUGGAACUCUGACCAUCAGCCCUCUGCUUUUCCACCCCCACACGAAGGGAUCCCAGAUCAUCAUGGACACGACACAGAAGGCAGUGAAACGCCAGUCUAGCUUCUGCAAUGCCAUUACCUUCAGCAACAGGCCCAUCGUUAUUUAUGAACAAGUCAGGCUUAAGAUCACUAAAAAACAGUGUUGCUGGAGUGGGGCUCUUCGAAUCGGGUUUACUUCCAAGGAUCCAUCAAGGAUUAACCCUGACACCCUGCCGAAGUAUGCGUGCCCCGACUUGGUUUCCCAGAGCGGUUUCUGGGCCAAGGCUCUGCCUGAAGAGUUUGCCGAUGAGGGGAACAUCAUUGCCUUCUGGGUGGACAAGAAGGGACGGGUUUUCUACCGGGUGAACGACUCUGCCGCGAUGCUGUUCUUCAGCGGGGUGAGGACGGCAGAGCCCCUCUGGGCUUUGAUCGACGUCUACGGGCUGACCCGUGGGGUGCAGCUCCUAGACAGUGAAAUCAUUCCUCCCGACUGCCUGCGGCCCCGCUCCUUCACCGCCAUCCGCCGGCCCUCGCUGCGGCAGGAGACGGAGGACGCGCGCCUCUCGGUCAGCCUGUGCGACCUCAACCUGCAGGAGGAGAGCCUCCACGUGACGGCCACCACAUGCCCCAUCCCGCAGAACUCCCUCAACUCCCAGCACUCCCACCUCCUCCCCUCCCAGCUCGAGAGCGACCUCCGCUUCCACCACCUCCGGGGAGCCCACGUCAAAAUCCUCGAUGACCAAACCGUGGCCCGCCUGGAACACGCCCGGGAGGAGAGGACUUUGGUUUUCACCAGCAGACCCCUUCGGAUCAACGAGACCAUUUUCGUCAAGAUUAACAAGUCCAACGCCGCACGCACGGGGACGCUGUCCUACGGGGUAACGUCCUGCGACCCCAGCACCCUGCGCCCCAGCGACCUCCCCUAUAACCCCGAGUCCCUGGUCGAUCGGAAGGAGUUCUGGGCUGUCUGCCGGGUCCUGGUGCCCCUCCAGAGUGGAGACAUCUUGGGAUUUAUGGUGAAUUCGGACGGCGAGCUGCACCUGAGUCACAACGGUGCCAGCACCGGCAUGCAGGUCUGCGUGGACUCUUCCCAGCCCCUCUGGAUGUUCUUUGGUUUACACGGUGCCGUCAUGCAGAUCCGUUUGUUGGGUUCCACCAUACUAGCCGAGCGGCUGGGGCCAUCCACACCAAGCUCACCCAUGUCAACACCCAAUUCCCCGACCAUCCUCUGCAGUGGCGUCUCUGACCCCAUACUAUCGACAUGUGGCUCUGGCCUACUCUGCAGCUCUAUCAGUGGCACAGCUCCCAACUCUCCUGUCAGCUUGCCUGAGUCACCCAUCUCUCCAUCCAUCUCAGGGCCCUGGGGAGAUGAAUGCACCAUCUGCUAUGAGAACAUGGUAGACACAGUCAUUUACUCCUGUGGACACAUGUGUCUCUGCUAUUCAUGUGGGCUGAAGCUCAAGAAGAUGGCCAAUGCUUGCUGUCCCAUUUGCAGACGAGCCAUCAAAGAUAUCAUCAAAACAUACCGCAGCACUUAGAGCAGCAGCAGAUGCUGUGGUGGGAUUAGGGAGGUGGAGAGGAGGCUGUGAAGUAACGCAGGUCUCAGUCUCUAUUCAUCACCUGGGAGAGUCAAAAACCAUCACCCACCACCACCCCGAUCCUGACUUCCGUGGACAACAGAUGACACCAGCUUAGAUGCUGCUCUUCUACCCUCCAAGAAAGCCCUGGGACUGAACUCCAGUGCGUCAGAGAAGUCACAAUGGACUACUCUCUCCUACAGAUUUUAAAUUUUUAUCAACAAACAAACAAACAAAAACAAACAACAGCUGGAGCAAUCAUUCCUUUUCUACACCAUACACAGCGGAGGGGAAUCUCCAAUGUUUAGCAGGGAGAGCAAGUGGUAAAAGGUUCAGUGCUGCACCUCUCCUUCUGAAGACACAGUGUGUGCAGAGGACAUCUUAGCAGAAGAGGAGAAAUAAUCAAUGUGUUUCUGUGUACAACUAGCCUGACCAUAGGAAGCCCAUUAGAAAGAGUGGAGUAAGGCAAAUAUUGACCCAGCAAGGGAGAUGCAGUGAGCACAUUUGCAGUGGAAGGCCUGGAGCCAGUGCAGAAAAAGACCUGGAACUUUUGAAGCUAAAUUCUCCCUAAGGACAUGGGGAGGAGAACAGCACCAUGGCAGUACUUUGAGGGCUGUCCUGCUGUUCCCCAGCAGAGGUGUUCACAGUGGGUUUGGCAGCCAACACUGGCCACCCUCCCUCCCAGCAGCAUCCCGCCACCUCCCGUCGCCAUCCUGUUGCAUGACAAGCAUCUCUCACACCCCAUCACCACCGAGUUGCUGUGGCUUGUCCCAGGUGGUCUCCAUGCAGCACAAGGGAUCCCAGCAGCAUCUCUGCCCCCAUGGCCUGCAGGAGAGGGAGAUGCACCUCCCUCACCGUUCCUCCCCUACCAUCCAGACACUUCUAAGGGAGAAAAAAAAAAAAAAAAAAAAAAAAAAAAAGAAGAAAAACAAAACAAAACACAAACAAUCAAACCCAAAAACACACACAAAAAAACAAUCCCGUUGGGGAAGAAUGUAUAAACCACAUGUCUGCGGGUCUCAUUUACUGGUAACUUUAUCACUGUGCUUUAAGACAAAAACAGCCAGGUGGUACUUAGCCAGCCCUUCAACAGCCAGCCCGCCGGCAGGACAUGGCUGUCCUUAGGUGUUAGAAGGGGAAAAAGAAAAUCAUAGCUUGAGGGGUUUAGUUUGCUUUGGUUUAUUUAAACACCCCCCUGCCCCAGCUGGGAACCCUGCAGUCCCCACUGUGGGUGCCUGUAAUGGCGGCCCCCAUGGUUGCCAUGACAACCACCACACCACCAUGGCCUGGCCUAGGUCUACUGGGCCUUGGGCCCAGCCAGGGCAGCUCUGCUGUAGCUGGUGCUCCCUGUCUCCCCUCUGGCCCCAUCCUGGUGCCUCCAGGGCUGUGUGGGAGGAAGAGGUGGCACCUGGGCUCAGAGGGAUGUUGCCCACCAGGUCAGGCUGGGGAAGGGCAUGGGGUUACACCCAUCCUGCUGAGCCUUCUGGCAUGGCUACCCACAGCCCUGCGUGUAGUGGAGCAGGUGAAGGAGCAUCUGCCCGCAGGGGCUGCUCCUGAGAGCACCUGGGAAACAUGGCCUUGCUCUGUCCCCUCGAAGAAGUCAAUGAAGAUGCUGAGAGCUGGAGGGCGCAUCUUAGAGCCUUUCUCUAAAGGCACCGCCAUCACUGCAGCCUACUGCAGGGACCUGCAGCCACCCCCUGCCCGCCUGGCGGGCAGUCCGUGACUUGAACGCUGAUACCCUGGUUACAGGGAUUUACGUUAUUUCUUUGCACACUUCUCAUGUCCACCCCUAACCCAGGGGCUCAGCCCUGUGCUCUGGGCUGGCUGUCGAAAGCCCUGGAGCACCCUGGCUCCUGCGCUUGGACACCUCAGUGAGGGGUGGGAGGAAAGGGUGACAGCUUCCAUGCCAGGAGCACAGCCAGUUUGCAGGCAUGGAGCCAGCCUCCAGGACAGCACAGUGACUGGCGGGCACGGGGAGCCUGUGUCAGUAGUUACACAAACAGCAGUGCAAACAUUUCAGAGAGGGAGAACCCAAGGGGUAGAAACUUGUCUGUGGAAUAGUGGAUGUAGGGAAAUGUGCAAUAAGCAGCCUCCCAAGCCUUCACCACAUCAGUGGGACCGGUUCCCUCCUGUGCAGGGCAAGCCAAUGGGUACAUUUUAUUUUUCAAGAAACUCCAUCCAUGGGUAUCAGUGCAGUGGUGUGAAUUCCCUUUUCACCUUUUGAAUUCAGAGUGUUUUAAUAUAUAACUGUGUUUGUUUUACUGUGGACCAAACUCUAGGAGUUACCAGAAGCUGAAAGCUCCCCCAGCAUCCACGCUCAAAGAUUGGGGUUCAGUCCUGCUCCCCGCAUCAGCUGGCCUCCAGUUGUGAGCAGGUAGGAGAGCAAAGCACUCUCCAGGGAGAAAAAACAGCAAAAGCAGUAACAGUAAGAACAACAGUCCUAACCUUUUGUUUUGUUUGAAUUGUGUAGGUUCCCACGUACCUCUGUGUUCUUGUGUCAUUUGCAUUUCAUUGCUUUACUUUAAAAUGUUUUGUGUUUUGUUUAAAGAGAAGAAUAACUAAUUGUGAAAAAUUGGAUAACUGUGAUUGUGAAUAAAGUUGAUUUAGGCAUCCUGCA
Messenger RNA from Oxyura jamaicensis (ruddy duck), 4676 nucleotides. RefSeq names its product neuralized E3 ubiquitin protein ligase 1 (gene NEURL1). The coding region runs from base 131 to 2020 and encodes 629 amino acids. Gene Ontology annotation, biological process: nervous system development; negative regulation of Notch signaling pathway. Gene Ontology annotation, cellular component: plasma membrane; postsynaptic density. The transcript is spliced from 6 exons. Gene Ontology annotation, molecular function: ubiquitin protein ligase activity. NCBI's taxonomy places the organism in Eukaryota, Metazoa, Chordata, Aves, Anseriformes, Anatidae. The record is from RefSeq and is a predicted model, not a curated record.